Messenger RNA from Nerophis lumbriciformis (worm pipefish), 1563 nucleotides. NCBI's taxonomy places the organism in Eukaryota, Metazoa, Chordata, Actinopteri, Syngnathiformes, Syngnathidae. The record is from RefSeq and is a predicted model, not a curated record.
AUGGAGGGGUCUUUGGAAAGAAAGGUGUUCCGUUUCUGCCCUGAAUGUGGCACAAAGUUGAAGCCCUCUUACAAAUACUGUCCUUCAUGUGGGGAGAAAAUCCCUUGUGGCGCAGAUGCUCCUGCAUUGGAGAGCAUUUCAUCUCUUCCAAAUUCCUCUCCACCUAAAGGAUAUGAACCCAUGAGAACAAAUCAAGCGUCCAGCAUAAGUCAUGAGGCAACAGACGUGAAUGGAAGUCCCUCUUCUGUUUUGCGGAAGACCCGUAACUCUGUCCACCUGGACAGGGAAGAAAAUUCAAGCGUAAAAGAUGACUCCCCUCCUAGAACACAAGAUGACAGCAUGCCUUCACCAACGCAAACUCCAGUCAAGCGUGUUAAGAAGGCGUCACCUGCCGAGGCCCCUCCCCCUUCUGUCUUCAAAUCUACCAGAUCUGGAAGGGGCAGACGUUCGAUUGCGCAAUCGGUGGAGGAAGAUGAGAAAAAGCCAGAGGACCCGAAGACCACAGAGGAAUCCACUGUGGACAACCCCCCUCAGACGUUUACCUCUCCUCUUCCGUCUACAGCCGCCAAAUCACCUUUUAAAGGUGCAGGACAGAACAAAGGCAAAAAGUUGCCUGUCUUGGAGCGACUCAACGACGGCGAGGAGCUCACGGACAACACAGGCAGCAAGUGGACGUUGGUCAAGCUGCUCAGUCAGAGCGCGACAGAGCUCGUGUACGAAGUGGCGCAAAAAGGCUCAUGGAACUCCUCCAAAGAAUCUGCUUUCAUCCUUAAAUUGGGAUCUGAACGUGGGAGAAUCUACAGAGAGCAGAACUUUAUACAGAGGGCUGCCAAACCUAUAUCUGUGACCAAGUGGAUCAGACAACACGAGCUGGACUUCCUCGGAAUCCCUUCCUGCGUGGGCUUCGGCCAUACGGACUCUUACAGGUUCCUAGUUUUUCCCGCCAUGGGGAACUCUCUCCAGUUGCUCAUAGAAAACCAGCUCCUUACUGAGAAGACUGUUCUUCAGUUGGCCUGCAGAAUACUGGACGUGCUGCACUACAUCCACUCCAACGAGUACGUGCACGCCAACAUCAACGCCGACAGCAUCUACAUACGAGUCGAACCAAAUACAGAGGUCUAUCUGGUGGACUACUACCACGCCUCCCGCUUUUGUCCGGGCGGAAUCCACGUGUCUUAUCGGCAAGGCAGCCAAGAGCUCCACGAAGGCUCGCUAGAGUUCAUCAGUGUAGAUUGUCAUCAACGAGUAGUCCCGUCGCGGCGUAGUGACCUGCAGUCGCUCGGCUACUGCAUGCUGUUCUGGCUCACGGGGAUGCUGCCGUGGCGCGGAAUCGUCGAUCCUGAGCUGGUGGCCGACCUCAAGCAGAAAUACUUGGAUGACGUUCCAGCACUAAUGAGCCACUGCUUCGGGAAGAAUAACAUUUCAAGCACAAUUCGGAGCUACAUGGAGACCGUGUCGGAGCUCCAGUACACAGAGCAGCCGGAUUACACCGAACUGAAAGACAGGCUCUCCCAAACUUUGUCACAACUUGGAGGCUCUGUCCAAGGGCCCCUCAGCUUUUAG